Molecule: messenger RNA, 1119 nt
Organism: Nestor notabilis (Kea)
Lineage: Eukaryota; Metazoa; Chordata; Aves; Psittaciformes; Psittacidae
Gene: REN
Product: renin
Exons: 9
Coding region: 1-1119 (372 amino acids)
Biological process (GO): angiotensin maturation
Molecular function (GO): aspartic-type endopeptidase activity
Source: RefSeq, a predicted model, not a curated record
AUGCCGGCAGGACACAGCAGGAGGGUGCAGCAGUAUCUGAUGGUCCUGGCCGUGACCUGGGGUGCCACCAUCUUCCCCCCAACAGCCCAGGCUUUGCAGAGGUAUCAGGCGUGUGUGUUGCAGACCCAGUAUUUUGGUGAGAUCAGCAUUGGGACCCCCGCGCAGACCUUCAAGGUGGUCUUUGACACGGGCUCGGCCAAUCUGUGGAGCUGGUUGUGUCAUUGCCACCUCCAUUGCUUUCUCUGGUGCCCCUUCUUCUCCCCAGUUUCCCACAGCCGCUACGACUCCUCCAAGUCACGGACGUACAUAGCCAAUGGCACAGGCUUUGCUAUCCGCUAUGGGACAGGGAGUGUCAAAGGCUUCCUGAGCCAGGACAUCGUCAUGGUAUCAGACAUCCCCAUCAUCCAGGUCUUUGCUGAGGCCACGGUGCUGCCGGCCUUCCCCUUCAUCUUUGCCAGGUUCGAUGGGGUCCUGGGGAUGGGCUACCCCAGCCAGGCCAUCGAUGGCAUCACCCCUGUCUUCGACCGGAUCCUCUCCCAGCAGAUCCUGAAGGAGGAUGUGUUCUCUGUCUACUACAGCCGAGCUUCAAAGAAUGCUGCUCUGAAACCCGGAGGUGAAAUCAUCCUCGGAGGCAGUGAUCCAGCCUACUACACUGGGGACUUCCACUACCUGAACGUCAGCAAGAGUGGCUACUGGCAGAUCAGCAUGAAGGGGGUGUCCGUGGGGGCUGAAAUGCUGUUCUGCAAGGAUGGCUGCUCAGCCGCCGUCGACACGGGAGCAUCCUACAUCACCGGCCCUGCUGGCCCCAUCUCUGUGCUGAUGAAAGCCAUUGGGGCAGCAGAAAUGGCUGAAGGAGGAUAUGUGGUGGACUGUGACCAAGUCCCUCAGCUGCCCAACAUCUCCUUCCACCUGGGUGGGAAGGCCUUUGGGCUCAGCGGCUCAGCCUACAUCCUUCGGCAAUCCCAGUAUGGGGAGGACAUCUGCAUGGUGGCUUUCUCAGGGCUGGACAUCCCACCUCCAGCUGGUCCUCUCUGGAUCCUGGGCGCCAGCUUCAUUGGGCACUACUACACCAAAUUUGACCGUCGCAACAACCGCAUUGGCUUUGCCACAGCUCGCUGA